This is a messenger RNA of Centruroides sculpturatus (bark scorpion), 1361 nucleotides long. RefSeq names its product ancient ubiquitous protein 1-like. The record is from RefSeq and is a predicted model, not a curated record. The transcript has 10 exons. NCBI's taxonomy places the organism in Eukaryota, Metazoa, Arthropoda, Arachnida, Scorpiones, Buthidae. Bases 1 to 1080 code for a protein of 359 amino acids. Gene Ontology annotation, molecular function: ubiquitin binding.
AUGGAUGAGUAUGAUGGAUAUGACUUUCAAUUAAAACUUUUCAGCAUUACUUUAAGAAUAUUGUAUACAAUUUUGGGGAUUAUAAUUAAAGAAGAAGGAGUUCAUUUUAGAGAUCCAAAAGCUACAAUCUUAAUUUCAAAUCAUGUAACAGUUUUUGAUCAUAUUGCUAUUGAUUUGAUAUCACCAUGUGUACUGUCAGUAACUUGGGAAUUGCCACAAUUUUUGCAAUAUGUAUUAGGUUUCAAAAAGCACGAAAGAUCAGGUGAAUAUCUUGAUAGCAGUCAUCGUAAGGAUUCCAAGAAUUCUGUUCUCAUCUUUCCUGAAGGAGCAACAACAAAUGGGCAAAGAGGUCUCUUAAAAUUUGUAAAUUGGCCAAUUUCUUCAAAUGAAUAUAUACAACCUAUUAUUCUUAAAGUAUAUAGACCUGCAGGUGUAAAUAUUUCUCCGUCCAUAAUUGGUAGUUCUUGGUACUCAGAUUUAUUCUGGAUGUUUUUUGUUCCUUUCACCUGGUUUGAUAUAAAAUAUCUUCCAGUAAUGAUCAGAAAAGAUGAACAAUUUUCUGAAGAAUUUAGUUUGAGUGUUCAAACUAUCAUGGCUCAGGAAUUAAAUGUUAUUCCCACUUCAUAUACUGUUAAUGACAAAAAUGAUUAUGCAAAACGUUUACUUACUGCUCAAAUAAUUCCUCAACAAUCAAAUGUUUCUUCCAGAACGGUUCAUACUUAUCCAAAUACAAAUCUUAAUAUUAUGUCUCAACAAGUGAAGGAAGUUUUGCCAUAUGUGCCUAUAAAUGUUAUUGAACAGGAUUUAGCUGUAACAGGCAGUAUCAGUUUGACGAUUAAUCGAAUUUUAGAAGGUAAUGUUCUUUAUAUUCCUGAACCUGAAAUUUCUGGCGAAUCAAAGCCAACACAAUCAACAGCUUCUCAAUCUUCUAAAAAUAAUUUGAGUUCACAAUUUCCUUCAGUUGCACCUAAAACAUUUGGUAAAACACCUGAGGAAAGAAUGAUGUCAUAUCAAGAGAGAAAAAGACUUCUUAUCAGCAAUGCGCGGAGAAGGUAUCUUCAGAAACAUGCUGCUAUUUAAAUAAAGGAUGUGAUUCAUUUGAAGAUAUGAAACAUCUAAAAAUAAAAAUAAAGUCUAGAAUUGGAUUUUUAAUAAUUUGUAUCAAAUCAAAGUUGUUAUUUUAUUUUAUUCCCUAUUUGGCUUUCAUUAUUAGACUUGUCUGAAUAUACAAUAUGAAUACAUAUAUUGAAUAUAUAUAUAUAUAUAUUUUUAGUGAAAAAAUAGAAAAAUUUCCCAUACAGAUUGUCAGAUCUUGAAAUUUCCGUUAAUAUUUAUAUUUAAAAAAAGUAAUCAUUCACAAA